AUGUUGGCUACCAAACCGCCAUUCUCUGGCUCGUCCAUCAGCACAGCUGGUCUGGCUGCCAAUACGAUCCAGUCCGGCCUGCCCACUGCCCGCCGCAUCCCAAACAUUGCCAACCCACCUCAGAGCUUCGCCAGUCCGACGGAGUCGGAGUUUUCUGAGACGGACGGCCCCGACUCGGUCAAAAACUGGGAUGAGGACCGCGUCUGUGAUUACCUCGUCAGCGUCAAGUGCGGCGAGUACGAGAAGAUAUUUCGCAAGAACAAUAUAAAUGGCCAGAACCUCUUGGAGAUGGACAAGGAGGUCCUCAAGGAAAUGGGUAUUGACAAGGUCGGCGACCGCGUCCGCCUGUUUCUGUGCAUCAAGAAGCUACGAACAAAGGCAUACGCCAACCAGAAGAAGAGAAAUAGGGACUCAUUCGCCGCUCUCGAACCUAUAUCCAUUUCUGCCCCCGGGGUCUCGCCGCGGCCCCUCAAUCUCCGAAGUAGCAACAGCAACAGCACAAACCCCGCGCCCGUGAACCGACGAUACUCGAGACAAAUCGAUGUACCAGCGCCUCUCGAGAUUGACCGCUCCAACAGACCUGCUUCGCCACCCAUGUCGGGCGAAAUGCGCUCGGCGAGACAGCAGCGAUUCCCUGCUGGCGGCUAUAUGAGCAAUGCCACACCCAGUGCCUCUGCCAGAAUGCCUGCGCCCGAAGGAGCAACAACCGGCCGCUUGCCUACAGCUCAUACGAGAAACAACUCUAGCAUGGAUGGCUCUCUCAUGGCUGCCCUACCACAGGGACAAGACGUUAUCCGUGUCAUAUCCACCGGCGGUGUCACCAAAGUGGUCAAGAUCGCCGACUGUAAUACCUGCGAGGAUGUCAUGCGUGUGACACUACGAAAGUUCGCGCUGCGAGAGGAUCACGAAAGAAAUUACUGCUUCUGGGUUCUCACCGGUCUCGACCCGGACCCCCGCGAAUGCAGACGUCUCGGCGACACGGAGCUAUGGCGUAUCAUCAAGGACCAGCGCCGUUCAGAGCGCAACCGGCUAAUUCUGCGCCGCGUCCCCGCUGGUGAGCCUGGAGAGGCUGAGCUGCAGCGGGCCGCGGCUAUUGCCCUGGAAGAAGAGCAGCAGAAACACACCCGCGCCCUCGAGUCGGUCGACAAGCGCAGCCAGGUCAAGGUGCAGAAACUGCUGGGUGAGAACUGGCACGAGGAGUUGCAGCAGCCGCUAUCCCCGCUCCUGUUCCGCGACCGUGACGAAUACUACAAAGCUGCCAUGCGGGAGCUUGAGAGGCCUUCGCCCACAUCCGAAGCGCGACCGCAGAGCAAGAGCAGCGUUGCACUCCGUCAGUUCGGCGGUCUGCGACCUCCCAGUGAACUGAUUGCCUCUGAUCUCACGUCGUACUUUCCUGAUCAUCCUCGCGAGGAGAUUGACCGCACUGCGCGUCUUUCUAUGCGCCGAUCCACGCGUCUGAGCAGAAUCAACAGCCGCUUGAGUGUCGCCAGCAACUUGAGCUUUGCUUCCAGCGUUCAGGAUGCGCCGCCUAUGCCGACCAUUGCUGAUUCUUGGCUCAACGGAAAUGCACACAUCGCCAAGGUCCGUAAUCGAGAUGCUCGCAGCACGAUGUACCGCGACUCAAUUUCAUCUUCCAUGCUUGAUACCCUUCAAGAGGAGACACCCUCAGAGCCCGACCGCAAAUCCUAUGUCUCCUUUACCGAGAGCAACUCUGAUACGGCAGCUGGCAGCCUGACACAAUCGGAUGGCACCAUGGCCAGAGUCAUGAGCUACUACGAUGGCGAAGGCUCUACGGGCUCAGUGCAUGAUAUCAAGCAAGCUCUUACCAAUGACGGCGAGGAUGACGACGAGGAGCUACAAAGUUUCUUGGACGGAGAUUCCUGGGACGACAACAAGUGGAUGAAGGGAGCUCUGAUUGGUCAAGGUUCGUUCGGCUCCGUAUACCUUGCACUGCACGCCGUCACCGGCGAGCUUCUCGCCGUCAAGCAAGUCGAGACUCCUUCCGGAACGCUUAGCGCUAGCGACACGCGCAAGAAGAGCAUGAUCGACGCGUUGAAGCGAGAAAUUGGACUGUUGAGAGAGCUCAGACACCCAAACAUUGUGCAGUACCUGGGCUGCAGCUCCUCAGACAACAACCUUAAUAUUUUCCUCGAGUAUGUUGCUGGUGGCUCUGUGCAGACUAUGCUCAACUCGUACGGUGCACUGGGUGAACCUCUCGUGCGCAGCUUUGUGCGCCAGAUCCUGACUGGUCUGUCUUAUCUCCACGAGCGUGACAUUAUUCACCGCGACAUCAAAGGUGCCAACAUUCUGGUCGACAACAAGGGUACCAUCAAGAUUUCCGAUUUUGGUAUCUCCAAGAAGCUCGAGGCAUCGAAUCUGUUGGGUGGCGCUAAGAACGCCAAACACAGACCUUCGCUGCAGGGCUCGGUCUUUUGGAUGGCGCCCGAAGUGGUGAAGCAAACGUCGUACACGCGCAAGGCAGACAUUUGGUCGCUGGGAUGCUUGGUUGUCGAGAUGAUGACAGGCACGCACCCAUUCCCCGACUGCAGCCAGCUGCAGGCUAUCUUCAAGAUUGGUGGCGGCAAAGCAUCGCCAACGAUCCCUGAACACGCCAGCGAGGACGCCAAGAAGUUCUUGAACCAGACUUUCGAGCUGGAUCAUGACUUGCGCCCGAGCGCGGACGAGCUGAUGCUGAGUCCGUUUCUCAACCCUAUUACGUGA
Akanthomyces muscarius is the source of this 2721-nucleotide messenger RNA. RefSeq lists its product as uncharacterized. Gene Ontology annotation, biological process: protein phosphorylation; signal transduction. Bases 1 to 2721 code for a protein of 906 amino acids. Lineage: Eukaryota; Fungi; Ascomycota; Sordariomycetes; Hypocreales; Cordycipitaceae. Gene Ontology annotation, molecular function: protein kinase activity; ATP binding; protein binding. The record is from RefSeq and is a predicted model, not a curated record. The transcript has 2 exons.